This is a messenger RNA of Cherax quadricarinatus, 1975 nucleotides long. It is a transcript of the gene CD98hc, whose product is annotated as CD98 heavy chain. The record is from RefSeq and is a predicted model, not a curated record. Gene Ontology annotation, molecular function: L-alanine transmembrane transporter activity; L-leucine transmembrane transporter activity; aromatic amino acid transmembrane transporter activity. Gene Ontology annotation, cellular component: basolateral plasma membrane; apical plasma membrane. Gene Ontology annotation, biological process: phenylalanine transport; L-leucine import across plasma membrane; L-alanine import across plasma membrane. Lineage: Eukaryota; Metazoa; Arthropoda; Malacostraca; Decapoda; Parastacidae.
GGACAGAUUCCCUCAGAGUCAGUCAGUCAGCUACGCCACACUUGGCACGAAGCCACACAAGUAUUAUCCGGCUGAUAAGAUAUUUUUAGCUUUGAGGUUGAUCUAAGGGGCAGCCACCAUGACUGAGGAGAAGAACAGUGUGAAGAACGGUGCAGCCAACACUGAAAUGGCGCCCCAGGAGGACGGUACUAAGGUGCCUCUCACCAGUGAUGGACCAGAGGUAAAGUUUACAUCCAAUGAUCCACCAAAUGGAGAUGCCAAGAUUGACAUUCCACUGGCUCCAACCUUUAGUGGACUUACGAAAGAAGAGUUGAUGAAGUACAGCAAUGAUCCGUUUUGGGUCCGUCUUCGUUGGGCUUUGUUCAUUGUAUUUUGGUUGGGCUGGGUUGCAAUGCUGGUGCUGGCCAUUGUGAUCAUCAUUCAAGCUCCUCGCUGUGCACCAAAGGAGACCCUAGAUUGGAUUCAGGAGUCGGCCAUGAUUCAGUACGACGUGAACAACCCCAUUGAUGCCGACAUGUCUUCUGAUGCAACUCCUGACGACCUAGUGAAGAUUGCAGAAGAUCUGGGUAUUACAACAGUGUACAUAAAAGAUCUGAUCAGUCCCUUGAACUUUGAAAAUAUCAAUCCGUUGUAUAACAAGUCAGAUGUCAUGGCCAUUCUUGAAGCAGCAAAGACACAUGGUCUUCGUGUUGUGACUGACUCAGUGCCAGAUGAGGUGGCACCAGACAACAACUGGUACAAGAACCCUAAUAUGAGUGACUAUUUCAAGCACAAAUCUAGGAAAUUAGACUUUAGCAACUCUGAUCUUCUGGAGAAACUGACUGACUUGUUUAGUGGUAUCUGGAAGGAGAGAGGGAUCGGAGGAUUUUUGGUGGACAAUGCAAAUACAGAAGAAUUGGUCAAUGCCAGUAAAAUUCUGAAUGAUGCUUUGGAGCCAGCUGAUGGUGCUGUUGCUUAUGGGGUUGCAGACAUGGAGAAUGAACUGGUAGCAGGCUUUAAUGCCACGAAGUUCCGCAGCUUUCUUGAUGAUCACAUUAAUGACUGGUCUUAUUAUAGGUUCAAUCCCAAGCUGGCUGAAGGGCACAUUCCUGUUAAUGUGGUGCGUUUGGUGACUCUCUCGCUGUUCAUGGUACCUGGAACACCAAUCCUUGAUGGUUUUGAUAAAUCUUAUUUUGACAGCCAGAAGGAAUUUAUCAAGUCACUCUCCGAAUUAAGAGAGAAGGAAUCUGUGAAAGUGGGCAACUUGACGUUUGCGGAAUCGAAUGAGAGUGUUAUAGCAUAUGCCAGAGUGAUAAAGGGCACUCCUGGUUAUGCGGUAGCUGUCAACCUGAGUCCUGUCAGUAAUGUGACAGUUGACUUUACUGCAAUAGAAGGGGUGUCUGGAAAAGGAGACAAUUCUUUGAGAUCAACUUCUGAUGUGCCUGUUAGCAACCACGAUCUUGGGCGGUCAGACAUGUCUGCGGUGUUCUUAGAACCACUGGAGGGCAUAGUCAUACAGUUUGUUCCAAACCUCUAGAAGACAGCAGAUUUGCAACUAGUUUAAUAUUUGGUCUUAGACUGCAACAUUAAAGAACAUAGAUUUGUUUGGCUUUUAACUGCAACAAACAAACACAUAAUACUUUUUAACUGCAACAAACAAACACAUAAUACUGAUGUAUUCAGAUGCUCAGGAUAUUAUUCCUCUGCAGACAACCAUUACAAGCUGACUUAACCCACAGGAAACUGAUUAAGCAAAUAGGUUUUAAUUUGAAUAUGUAAACUUGAUAUUUUAAAAUGACAUCAAAGCUGUAUACAUCAGAUUUGUUAGUUUUAUGUAUUAGGACAUUGCUUUAUGCAACAGUUCUCGAUAAAUUUUUUUUAAUGUGAUUUUACCUUACAGUAAUACAAGUUAUACAUCUGUAAGGAAAAUGCGCUUGAAAGAUUUUAAAAGAGUUUGGCAGCUUGUGUUGUCAUGAAAUAAAAGAUAGAGAAAUAA